AUGGCAGUCCCUCCCAAGUUCGCCGCCCACAAGCUGGCAUUCGAGCCCGCCAAGGCCGUCGCCGAAGGCGUCCCGGCCCAGCCGCACACCAUCGAGCUCUACCUCGACUACGUCUGCCCCUUCUCCGCCAAGCAGUUCAACACCUUCUACAAUCAAGUCGUCCCCGCCAUCCGCUCCAACCCGACCUGGGCCUCCAACCUCGAAGUUAUCUUCCGCCAGCAGGUCCAGCCCUGGCACCCCUCCAGCACGCUGGUCCACGAGUCCGCCGUCGCCGUCGUCAAGGUCGCCCCCGAGAAAUUCUGGCAGUACUCGGACGCCCUCUUCAAGGCGCAGAAGGACUACUUCGACGUCAACGUCGUCAACGAGCCCCGCAACGAGACCUACAAGCGCCUCGCCAAGCUGGCUGCCUCGGUCGGCGUCGACGAGAAUAAGGUCUACGAGCUACUGGCGGUCUCGGACAAGCCCGGCGAGGACGGCUCGCUCAACAGCGGCAACGGCGUCACCAACGACUUCAAGGUGCUCAUCAAGCUGGCGCGCUUGACGGGCGUGCACGUCAGCCCCACGGUGCUCUUUGACGGCUACCCGAACAACGAGAUCAGCUCGAGUUGGACAUUGGAUCAGUGGAAGGAGUGGUUGCAGAAGAAUGUCGCCUGA
Messenger RNA from Colletotrichum karsti, 654 nucleotides. RefSeq lists its product as uncharacterized. The transcript has a single exon. The record is from RefSeq and is a predicted model, not a curated record. Bases 1 to 654 code for a protein of 217 amino acids. Lineage: Eukaryota; Fungi; Ascomycota; Sordariomycetes; Glomerellales; Glomerellaceae.